This is a messenger RNA of Oreochromis aureus, 4442 nucleotides long. RefSeq names its product protein NLRC3-like. The record is from RefSeq and is a predicted model, not a curated record. Bases 131 to 3475 code for a protein of 1114 amino acids. The transcript has 17 exons. Lineage: Eukaryota; Metazoa; Chordata; Actinopteri; Cichliformes; Cichlidae.
GUGAAAACAAGGGUGGAACAAGAAAUCUGAAAUCUGUAAAUAGUUAAUGUCUUAUUUCUGUAAGUGAGUUUCUUACACCAUGAAGAAAGAAACAUAAUGGAUAAAGGCAUGUGUCUUGAAAGCCUAAAAGAUGAGUGCUUUGCAGAAGGACAGAGCAGAGUUUCAAGAAUCCAGCUCUAGGCCCAUGAACAGUGACAAAUUCAAAGGUUCAGUCUUCAGUCAUGAACUUGGACAAUCAGGCAAAAAACGUCAACAACACAACCACAGAGCAGAGUUUCCAGGAUCCAGCUCUAUGUCCAUGAACAGUGACAUGUCCAGAGAUUAUCCUCCAGUCUUCAGUCAUGAACCUGGACCAUCAGUCACACAACGUCAACAACACAAACACAGAGCAGACUUUCCAGGAUCCAGCUCUAUGUCCAUGAGCAGUGACAUGUCCAGAGAUUAUCCUCCAGUCUUCAGUCAUGAACCUGCACCCUCAGGCACACAACGUCAACAACACAAACACAGAACAGAGUUUCCAGGAUCCAGCUCUAUGUCCAUGAGCAGUGACAUGUCCAGAGAUUAUCCUCCAGUCUUCAGUCAUGAACCUGGACCCUCAGGCACACAACGUCAACAACACAACCACAGAGCAGAGUUUCCAGGAUCCAGCGCUAUGUCCAUGAGCAGUGACAUGUCCAGAGAUUAUCCUCCAGUCUUCAGUCAUGAACCUGCACCCUCAGGCACACAACGUCAACAACACAAACACAGAGCAGAGUUUCCAGGAUCCAGUGCUAUGUCCAUGAGCAGUGAAUUGUCCAGAGAUUAUCCUCCAGUCUUCAGUCAUGAACCUGCACCCUCAGGCACACAACGUCAACAACACAACCACAGAGCAGAGUUUCCAGGAUCCAGCUCUAUGUCCAUGAACAGUGACAUGUCCAGAGAUUAUCCUCCAGUCUUCAGUCAUGAACCUGCACCCUCAGGCACACAACGUCAACAACACAACCACAGAGCAGAGUUUCCAGGAUCCAGCUCUGUGUCCAUGAACAGUGACAUGUCCAGAGAUUAUCCUCCAGUCUUCAGUCAUGAACCUGCACCCUCAGGCACACAACGUCAACAACACAACCACAGAGCAGAGUUUCCAGGAUCCAGCUCUAUGUCCAUGAACAGUGACAUGUCCAGAGAUUAUCCUCCAGUCUUCAGUCAUGAACCUGCACCCUCAGGCACACAAGAAAAGUGCUGUUUGUUGUGUCAGAAUAUCCUGAAGGAUUCAUCAAGAGACUUCUGUCCUCAGUGUGGAGAGAAAUCUAGUACCAGAUCCAAAGCCAAUACUGGUCUGCAAAAAGUUUUAGAUGCAUUAAAGGUCACUCUGCAGAGAAGAUAUGAACAUGUGAUUGAAGAAACUGAAAAAACAGGAAGCAGAGCCCUCUUCAAAAUGAUCUACACUGAGCUCUACAUCACAGAGGAGCAGAUUGAAGCGAUACACUAUCAACAUGAGGUGAGGCAGGUGGAGAGAGCUUCCAAAAAGACGUUCUUCCAUGAAACACCAAUCAGCUGCCAGGACAUCUUUAAAACCUUGCCUGACCAACAGAGACCCAUCAGAGUGGUUCUAACAUAUGGUGUUGCUGGCAUUGGAAAAACCUUCUUGGUGCAGAAGUUCACUCUGGACUGGGCAGAGGGCUUAGAAAACCAACACAUCAGUGCGGUGGUUCUGCUUUCAUUCAGGGAGCUGAACUUGGUCAGAGAUGAGCAGUACAGUCUCCUGGAGCUGAUCCAGGUUUUCUAUCCAACAUUACAGAGCGUCACAGCAGAGAAGCUCACUGUGUCUAAACUUUUGUUCAUCUUUGAUGGCCUGGAUGAAAGCAGAUUUUUGUUAGAUUUCACCAACAGGAAGCUUGUGUUUGAUGUCACACAGAAGUCAACCAUCAGUGAGCUGCUGACAAAUCUCAUCGAGGGGAAUCUGCUUCCCUCUGCUCUCAUCUGGAUAACUUCCCGACCCGCAGCAGUCAGUCAGAUCCCUCCUGCAUGUGUUGACAGGAUGACAGAAGUACGAGGCUUCACUGACCCUCAGAAGCAGGAGUACUUCAGGAGGAGAUUCAGAGAUGAUGGGCUGUCAAGCAGAAUCAUCUCCCACUUAAAGACAUCCAGGAGCCUUUACAUUAUGUGUGGAAUCCCAGUUUACUGCUGGAUCACUGCUACAGUUCUGGAGCACAUGUUGACUACAGAGGAGAGAGGAGAGCUGCCCAAGACCCUGACUGACAUGUACUCACACUUCCUGCUGGUUCAGACAAAGAAAAAGCACAAGUACAACAAGUGGCAAGAAACAACUCAACAAGACCUCACCAGUGCCGACAGGGAAGUUCUUUUGAAGCUUGGAAAGCUAGCAUUUGAACACCUGCAGAAAAGAAACAUCCUGUUCUACGAAGAAGACUUGGAGCAGUGUGGUCUGGAUGUCACAGAGGCCUCUAUGUACUCAGGAGUUUGUACAGAGAUCUUCAAAAGAGAGUGUGUGAUCUUCCAGAAACCAGUUUACUGCUUUGUUCAUCUGAGCAUUCAAGAGUUCCUGGCUGCAGUCUACAUGUUCCACUGUUACACCAACAGGAAGACAGAGGUGCUGCAGGACUUCUUUACUGAGGACAAUAACGAAAAGAAGAUAUCUCCGGAAGAUAUCUCAUCUUUGGAAGAUUUUCUGAGCAGAGCCGUGGAAGAAUACUUGCUUAUUCCGAAUAGCCACCUGGAACUGUUUGUUCGCUUCCUUCAUGGCCUCUCUAUGAAAUCCAACCAGAGACUCUUAGGAGAUCUGUUGGGUCAGACAGAGAGCAGUCCAGAAAUCACCCAGAGAGUCAUCAACAAACUGAAGGUGAUUAACAGUGAGGGCAAGUGUCCUCAAAGAUGCAUAAACAUUUUCCACUGUCUAUUAGAGAUUAAUGACCUCUCAGUACAUCAAGAGGUCCAAGACUUUCUAAAGUCAGAUAACAAAUCUGAAAAGGAACUCUCUGGAAUUCAGUGCUCAGGUCUGGCACAUAUUCUGCUGCUGUCAAAGGAGGUUUUGGAUAAGUUGGAUCUAGCAAAGUUUAACACAUCAAAGGAUGGACGAUGGAGACUAGUUCCAGCUGUGGAAAACUGCAGAAUGGCUCGACUUCAUGAUGUCUUUGUCUGUGGGGGUACCAUUGGACCUCUGGCCAUAGCUCUGACUUCAGACCCCUCCCAUCUGACAGAGCUGCACCUGAGUUCAGUCAGCCUGGGGGAAUAUGCAGAAGAUCUUUUUACUCAUCUGGGACAUCCAAACUGUAGACUGGAGACACUCAGCUUUGAGAACAGCACUUUGUCAGAGAACAACUGUGCUGCUCUGCUCAGUGCUCUGAAGUCCAACCCCCCCUAUCUGAAACGUCUGGAUCUAAUAGGAUGCAACCUGGAGGGCUCAGGGAUGAAACAGCUGUAUGAUUACCUGGAGAGUCCACACUGUAAACUACAGUUUAAAAGAGUGACUUCUGUUUAGAUGCUUUACUAUGGUCUGAGGGAAAACACCUCGACCUCAGAGUGUGCUGAGGUAAUUUCCAGUUCAGCCACUGCUGUAUGCCUUUACUUCCUGGAUGACUCCUAUUAAUCCAGUCAGUGUGUUAUUACUCGAAUGUUGACUUUCCUACAAUGUGAAACAUUCAGCUCACCCAUCUAAAGGACAUUUAUUUAGUUUUUGUACUUUUUUUGAAACCAGUAUCUGACAUGUUUCUCAGUUUUGAUUUGUUACGGAGCAUAAUCUUACGAAAAAGGUUUCAUUGUCCUCAUUUCACACCCAAGGAUCCCCCAGGAGUCCACAGUCAGAAUGUUCACUCAAAACACAGAGAUGUCGCCAUUUAUCUUACAAGAGUCAGUAAACUCUGGAAUAAGUUCUGCUACAUUAUUUGGACUAAUGAGCUCUUAUUUUAUACCUCCAGUUACUCUCCUGAGUUGAAGGAUACUUUCGAGGUACAAUAGCUGCCAUCUAGCUAAUCUUUAAACUAAAAGCAGACUUUGCUUGUGCAGGUCCUUGUUAAUUAUUUUACUAUGAGACAUUUUAAUAAUUACUGCAAUUUCACUGUUGUUGUUAGGGUGCCUGGGUUGUUGUACCAGUGUUUUGGGUUUUGUACUUUUUAUUUUGUUCUUAUUGUGUUUUUUGACUGCAAUUGUUUUGUGUUUCUCUUUUGUAUUUUCUAUCCCUCCAGUUCUUCUCAGUUUGUUCUUAGGUUUUGGUUUCCGCACUCCCUCUGUUUUAUGUCUAGUCCGUGUCUCUGUGCCUGCCCUGGUCCCACGUCUCUCCUUUGUAUUUAAGACUUGUGUUUUCCUUGGUCUGUGUCGUGAUAGCCAUCAUCCUAUCCUGUGUGCUCCGGUCGCCUGCCUUGCCUAUCUGGUUUAAUGUAGUUAUUCCCAGUUUAUUUAGUUUUAUGUUCUGUUUUGCCAUCCAACAAUAAAAGCUGAGUUUGAGUUCA